AUGCCGUUACAGCAGCAAGGCCAGGAGCGACCACCUCUCCAACCAGUCUACGUCAUUCCACUAAGUGGUGCUGCUGCUCCAGUCGAACCAAUCGCCGUGGGCCCAAGCAACACGCGAGCAAUUACACAACCAUCAGUUCCCUCUAUAGCUCCGAAAAUUGACUCUCCAUCUACGUCUUCUCAAGAGAUGGGUAAAAAAAGGCAACCACUUUUUCCACUGGAUGAUCGGGAAAUGAAACGAAGGGUCGUAAAGCAGUAUAUGGAGCGCCGUCGGCGGGCCUGCAUCUCCGACAAACUAUCUGCACUCCACAGUCUCGCUGUCUCUCUCGUUGGGGAAACGCCACAACAACAGUCACAUCAGAGGAUAGAGAUCACUGACAUACUGAACCAGUGCGUGAGCGUGCUGCAGAGCUUGUCAGAGUUUGUGAAGAACGAACCCGAACUACAGGCGAAGAUGCAUCGCCUAAAACUGCCUUCAGCGAAGGAGUCGUCAGAGGAGCAGCGGCGACGACGGCAGGGCGAGACCUCCACCUCGAAGGAGGUAAUGAAGGAAGAAGCGGUGGAGGUAGAGAAGGAGAAUGUGAUGCCUCAUGCAUCGGCGUUCACGCCCGUCGGUCGACACCGAAUGGUAACUACUUCAACGCCUCUAGAGGCCCCUCCGUUGUCGUCUCCGCCACCUUGCCAGCAGUACGAGUCUCUCUCCAUGACGCGAAAGCGGAAGAGGGAAAGUACCGACAGCGGUCUCAACUCUCUCGCCUCUCCCUCGACCGGGGCUAAUUCCACGUCAUCUUUCACCUCUCCAACCCCUUCCACUUCCGCGUAUUUUUCCUCGCGCCUCGAGGAAACUCAACCGCUAAAACGAUCGAGGAAACCCUCCUCAUUUGAUAUCUGGCGGCCUUAUCGAGAUUGA
This is a messenger RNA of Echinococcus granulosus, 909 nucleotides long. RefSeq lists its product as hypothetical. Gene Ontology annotation, molecular function: protein dimerization activity. The transcript has 3 exons. Lineage: Eukaryota; Metazoa; Platyhelminthes; Cestoda; Cyclophyllidea; Taeniidae. The coding region runs from base 1 to 909 and encodes 302 amino acids. The record is from RefSeq and is a predicted model, not a curated record.